CAAACUGUUUACCUUAUCCAUUCAAAUGGAUUGCCAAUUCCAAGAUCAACCACAAGAUUUUAUUCAUUUUCAUUUGAAUUUAUUACAUUUGUUACCCAAAUUUAGUCAUUGGGUUUUGGAUGUUUGCUUCUUGAAGGACCAUGCAAGCUCUCCGCACCAAGAGAGUUGUUGUCUUGCUAUUGGGUGUAGUGACAACUCUGUCUCUUUCUGGGAUUAUUUAAAACUGAAAGCAAAUUUCCAUGUCAGAUGUCCAGAUAGGUGCCUUUUGUAUUCCAUGCGGAUUUGGGGUGAAAAGGUUGAAGCUCUUCGUAUCGCAUCUGGUACUAUUUACAAUGAGAUUAUUGUGUGGAAAGUGGUUCAUAGCAACCAUACUUCAUCAAAAAGUCCAGUGAAAGACCAUGUUAGUAUGAUCAGUUCUUUCGACAAAGGUCUCCAGUUUCAUGAUCAGCAAUACGAAUCUGUUCACAUGUGCAGACUUGCUGGACAUGAAGGUUCAAUAUUUCGCAUUGCUUGGUUCUCUGAUGGAUCCAAACUAAUAUCUGUCUCUGAUGAUCGUAGUGCUCGUCUCUGGACCGUUCAUGCUGAAAGGAAAGAAUUUGAUAAUUUCGCGGAGAUUCUUGGCUCUCACUCAGUUGGUCCUGUUUUGUUUGGACACAGUGCUCGGGUUUGGGACUGCUGUAUAUUUGACUCUUUAAUAGUCACUGCUGGCGAGGAUUGUACAUGUCGUGUGUGGGGACUGGAUGGUAACCAGCUUAAGAUGAUAAGGGAGCACAUUGGGCGGGGAAUAUGGCGAUGCUUGUAUGAUCCAAACUCUUCACUUCUUGUUACUGCUGGGUUUGACUCAUCAAUAAAAGCACAGCUGCUGAAUGCUUCUCUGUUCAAGAGCUCAGAGAGGCAUGAUGAGGAAGCAAAAGAACUCACUGAUGGAACAAAGAUCUUCACUGUUCGUAUCCCACGUUCAUCUGAGCAUAUUGGACUCAUGAAUAGCAAAAGUGAAUAUGUAAGGUGCUUGCAUUUUGCACGUGAAGAUGCCCUUUAUGUUGCUACAAACAAUGGUUACCUGUACCAUGCUAAACUAUCCAAUAUGGCGGAUGUAAAAUGGACUGAACUUCUGAGGGUCAGUGAAACAGUGCCAAUUGUUUGUAUGGACUUGUUGUCUAGAAGCUCAUCCAACCUUCCUAGCACUGUCGAAGAUUGGGUUGCUGUUGGAGAUGGUAAAGGGCACAUGACAAUUGUCAGCAUUGUUGGUGAUAUUCAUACUACUAAAGUCGGCAUCACUUUGACCUGGUCAGCUGGAGUAGAGAGACAACUCUUGGGAACAUAUUGGUGCAGAUCACUGGGUAGUAGAUUCAUCUUUACUUCUGAUCCCAGAGGAACAUUGAGAUUAUGGAGGUUAGGCAAUCCUUUACAAUCUGUUUCACACAGUUCGCCGAAAAGUUGUGACCCUUUGCUAAUAGCAGAGUUUGUAUCGUGCUUUGGAAUACGGAUAAUGUGUUUGGACGCUUCAUUUGAGGAUGAGGUGCUGGUUUGUGGAGAUCUCCGUGGUAAUUUGGUGGUAUUCCCUUUGUUAAAGGACCUGUUGUUGGGUACAUCUGUUGCUGCAUCAAGUGAAAUAUCUACCUUAAAUUAUUUCAAAAGGGCACAUGGGAUAUCUAGUGUGUGCAGCAUUUCGAUUGCUAGCUUCAGUUCCAGUCGAGUUGAAAUACACUCGACUGGAGGAGAUGGGUGCAUAUGCUAUUUGGAACAUGACAGAGAUCAACAAAAUUUGGAAUUUCUAGGGAUGAAACAAGUGAAAGAAUUGAGUUUGGUUCGAUGUGUUGAUGCAACCUCUUCUAAUGAUUUGACAAGUGGCAGCUAUGCUGUAGGUUUUUCAUCAACCAACUUUCUGAUAUGGAACUUGAUGUCUGAGGCAAAGGUUGUUCAAGUUCCAUGUGGUGGAUGGCGGCGUCCCUAUGCUUAUUAUCUUGGUGAUGUACCGGAGAUAAGGAACUGCUUUGCAUUUGUUAAGGAUGAGGUCAUUUACAUUCAUAGUUUCUGGGUUCUAGACAGUGCGAGGAAGAUAUAUCCACAGAAUCUGCAUUUGCAAUUUCAUGGGAGAGAGAUGCAUUCCAUUUGCUUUAUUCCUGAAGAUUCACAGUCUAGUUCAAAGCAAGUUACCCUUUCUAACUCCUGUUGGAUUGCAACUGGUUGUGAAGAUGGAACUGUGAGAUUGACUAGGUAUGAUCCAAGUGUUGAGGAGUGGUCUGCAUCAAGUCUUCUUGGGGAACAUGUUGGAGGAUCAGCAGUGAGAUCUAUAUGUUUUGUUUCAAAGAUACAUAAACUUGCAGCAGAUGUGACCAACAUGCCUAAUGGGAUAAAUAGACUAAAUGCUGACUUGGGGGAUAGAGAGAAUCCUUGCUUACUAAUUUCAGUUGGUGCAAAGCGAGUUCUCACUUGUUGGAAACAAAAGAAUAGAAUAACAAAAUUCGAGGAAGAAGCUAGUAUGACUAAACCACAUGAUGCAACUGGAAGUGGCUUUAAGCCAUCAUCACGAAUGUUCUCACCAAUGUCGUUCCAGUGGCUUUCCACUGACAUGCCAAACAAGUAUUAUAGCACCUGUGAAAUAAGAGAGAACACUGAGAAAGUAGGAACAGCUGAAAAUGUUGUGGGUUCUGAUGCAGCAUAUGCAUCACCUUUUCCAGAAGCCAGGAAGAUAGAAUCAAAAAUCUACCUUGGAGAUAAAUAUGAAAAUGACUGGAGAUACCUGGCUGUUACUGCUUUUCUCGUUGAGGUUACUUAUUCCAGGUUAACUGUCUGUUUCAUUAUUGUUGCUUGUUCAGAUGCCACACUUGCAUUACGAGCUCUCUUAUUACCCUAUAGGCUUUGGUUUGAUGUUGCAUUAUUGGUUCCCCUACCAUCACCCGUUUUGGCAUUGCAGCAUAUCAUUAUUCCUAUGGGUUUGCCUUCUGAAGAGAAGAAGGAAAAGAUAAGAGAGGAGAAGAAGGAAGAAGAGGAUAAUGUUCAGACCGGAAGCGUGUAUCUUUUAAUUAGUGGAUCUACUGAUGGGAGUAUUACCUUUUGGGAUUUGACUGAAAGUGUUGAAAAUUUUAUCCGGUCAGUGUCAGAUUUUCAUAUAGAAAAGUCUAUUGAUUGUCAGAAAAGGCCACGCACGGGAAGAGGAAGUCAAGGUGGGCGAUGGUGGAAAGCAUUGGGCAGUGGCAUCUCUACUAAAAACCGAGGUGAUAAUUCAGUCACGGCAAGAACCAUUGAGGGAACUGGCAAAAAUAUGCUAAAUACUGUUGGUUGUGGAACCCCAUCAAAGUGUACUGAUUCUGAAAGAGGUGCAACAGCUUGCACUCAGCCUAUCUAUACUCCUUCCAUAGAAGAAGAGAAGUUGGCUGAUUCAUCGUUGGAAUUAUGUAGAAUAUGGCCCUUGAAAAUUUUGAAUAACAUUCACCAAUCUGGGGUCAAUUGUCUCCACAUUUCUAGUAUCCAGAAUAACAGAGGUUCCAACUUUGCCUAUAUGUACUAUGCUUUAAGUGGGGGUGAUGAUCAAGCACUUCACUGUCUUGGGUUUGAUUUGCAAAUUCUACCGUCAAACCAGUACUCCGAGAACCAGGAUCAUGACAUUGGUCAUGGUGUUAGUGAAUCUAUGAAUAACUUCAUUCACCAUGGUCAGAACCAAAACUACAGUAUCAGAUUUUUCUAUCAUGACAAAGUUGCAUCAGCUCACAGCUCUUCUGUAAAAGGAAUCUGGACAGACGGGUGUUGGGUGUUCUCUACUGGUCUUGAUCAGCGGAUAAGGUGUUGGCUCCUUGACGAGCAUGGAAAACUAAAAGAGUAUGCUUGUUUAAUCAUUAGUGUGCCAGAGCCAGAAGCAUUGGAUGCUAGAGCCUGUGGCAAAGACUCUUAUCAGAUCAUAGUUGCUGGCAGAGGGAUGCAAAUGGUUGAGUUCUCCACCUCCUGUGGCAUGGAUAAUGGAGACUGAGUCCAUGGGCGGGGUUAUGCGUCAAGUAGACUGAAACUUCGAAUUUUUUUUUAGGAAUUAUGAGCCUUUUUUGAAAGGUUUUCAUAAAUACACCAUUAUAGUAGUUCAGAAAAAUAUAUUUAUCGACAAAAAAAAAUGUUUUAAAAAAGUAA
This is a messenger RNA of Camellia sinensis, 4119 nucleotides long. Lineage: Eukaryota; Viridiplantae; Streptophyta; Magnoliopsida; Ericales; Theaceae. The record is from RefSeq and is a predicted model, not a curated record.